Messenger RNA from Oncorhynchus tshawytscha (Chinook salmon), 1745 nucleotides. RefSeq names its product tumor necrosis factor receptor superfamily member 5-like. Lineage: Eukaryota; Metazoa; Chordata; Actinopteri; Salmoniformes; Salmonidae. Gene Ontology annotation, molecular function: protein binding. Gene Ontology annotation, cellular component: external side of plasma membrane. The record is from RefSeq and is a predicted model, not a curated record. Gene Ontology annotation, biological process: negative regulation of alpha-beta T cell proliferation; defense response to Gram-negative bacterium; positive regulation of peptidyl-tyrosine phosphorylation. The transcript has 7 exons. The coding region runs from base 1 to 549 and encodes 182 amino acids.
AUGCAAACCUUCCUGUGUGCCAACUGUGAUCCAGGUUUGGGUUUGAUGGUAAGGCAGCCAUGUACACCUUCAUCAGACACUGUCUGUGAGACAUUGGAGGGGUUCUACUGUCUAGACCCAACUAAGGAUGGUUGUAGAGCAGCCCAGAGACACAGCAGCUGUGAACCUGGUCAAUACAUCAGUCACACAGGAACAACAUCUACAGAUACUGUGUGUGCUGUCUGCCCUGGUAAAACUUAUUCAGAUGGAUCAUUAACAUCUUGUCAACCACAUACAGAAUGUGAAUUCUUGGAAAUUGAACCAGGAACUCCUUGGUCGGAUUCAGAAUGUGGAGUAUCCUCACUUCCCACAGCUGGAAUCAUAGCUGGUGUUCUGAUAGGUGUUCUAUUUUUUCUGACCAUAGCUGGUGUUUGUUUAUUUAUGAGAAGAAGAAAAAUGGUGAGAACAAGACACAACUUAGGCCCUCAAAUACCUACACAGGCAUCCCCAGAUCUGGAAAUACCAAUGCUGUCUGGGGGAAACGAUUCAAGCCCCCAUCACAGCCAGUGACUCUGCAUUCUGUAAUCUGUGUUCCACUGGCUGGCUGGUCCAGCCAUCUAUAGUGUAUCUUAACACUACAUGUUAAAUGUGGUAUUGUAGAAUCUGGUUGAUAUAAAAAACAGGAUUCUACAGCACAUUCAAUUGUAGUGUAAAGAAAUUAAACACAACCUCCAGUAAUUAGAAUGACUUCUAGAUACUUGUUGGGAGAGGAACACUGUGUCUUUGUAUCACAUGGGGAUCACAUUGUAUCACAUGGGGAUGUUCAGUUCAUCAGCCUGAACUGUCCCCACUUGGGUCACCGAAUAGCUAGCUUUUCAUGUGGGCACCACUGGUAAGAUGCUUCGGAAGGGUGGUCACAUAUCAGCUUCUGCCUACAGCCUGUUCUAAAAUGGAAAGGAGCAUGUAAUGAGUAUAAAUUAGCUUCACCUUGCUAGGUAACAGCUUCAGUAGCUGAGAACCCUCUGCUCUUCCCAGGGGAAAGUCAAAUGUGUUUAUAACUUCAGGACCACAACAUCUAUGUCAGCCCAGACUAUGGAACUCCAAAUGGGACUUGAAAAUAUCUUGAGACACAGAUUACUGGAUACUGGUGCAGGAUGCAGCUUUCGUUUGGAGAAGGUUCCCCAGGAAUUAAAGAACAUUUUCAAACAUGGUUAUAUGGAUAACUUUACACUACAAGAAAAUCAAGAUCUAUCUCCAUCUCUAAUUAAAAUUCAUGAUAAUUAUUGUAGAAGAGUGCAGGUCCACUCAGUCACCUGUGGUGUUCCCCACCCUGUUCAUCCUCUGCCUACUUCCACUCUGCCAUGUAGUCAGGUGACUUGGGGUCCUCUUCCACAGUUUUGCAGUUGACAUGCAUGUCUACUUCAAAAUGGCCCUAAAUCUCUCAAAGUACAUGCUUGGUUAAAGCUCAACAUUCAAAAACAUGUAACAAGCUGUCCCUCAGGGGGCAGUCUGGGGGUGUUUGGCUCCAGGAGAAGAGAACACCGCCUGGAUGAUCUUCAAUCUCAGCCUCUUAUGCUGGAAGACAUGACAUAAACUCUAUGAAUCCUUCAUUAAGUAUGCCUUACUAUUAAUGCCUUGCAUGAUUGCUAUAGAAAUGUUUGUGGUCACACGCACAUCCUUUAAAACUUACAGUACCAGUCAAAAGUUGACACCUACUCAUUCAUGGGUUUUUCUUUAUUUUUACUAUUUUCUACAUUGUAGAAUAA